This is a messenger RNA of Ixodes scapularis (black-legged tick), 470 nucleotides long. RefSeq lists its product as uncharacterized. NCBI's taxonomy places the organism in Eukaryota, Metazoa, Arthropoda, Arachnida, Ixodida, Ixodidae. The record is from RefSeq and is a predicted model, not a curated record. The coding region runs from base 40 to 411 and encodes 123 amino acids. The transcript has 4 exons.
GAGCUGGACGCACCGUUGGGAGACCGCCGACUCGCUCCAAUGCUGACAGUCACCAUGAACCCCGGAAGCUUGGCCUUCUUGCUCGUGUUGCUGCUCUUUGCAAUUCUCGCCAACGGUCAGUUCUACGGUGACGGCGGUUUUUCAGAAUUUCCAGGGCGGUUCCGAGGAAGAGCGGGAGGCCAGUUUCCCAGAGGAAGUUCGCCAUCAGGCUUUGCGCGAGCGUUUCCAAGACGAGCCUACGCCGAAAGCUACCCCGUAGGAUCGUCUGGCGGCUUUCCCGAAGGUCUAUCCACAGGAGCCAGGGUCAGAACGUGCAAGGAACACACAUGUCCCCUUGGAACCCGGUGCGUAGCCGCAAAUGUUCGGUGUGUUCGAGCUCCGUGCUACCCGAUCCUGACCUGUAUUUCCUAAACCACACAAUCAAGAUGGAUGAGCGAGACCUGUAUUUUCGCUGUUUCAGAAAAAAAAAA